UCUUUUAAUAGGUAGAGAGAGAGAGAGAGAGAGCACUGGAGGAGGAGGAGAAAUAUUAAUAUCAAUGAUGAUCUUAGCAUGGAGGUCAUCAUCAUCACCCCUAUUUCUGAGGAAGUAUAUCUCAUCUUUCUUCCUAGCUAGAUUGGUUUUCAUGGUACCCUCAUGUUGCCUUUUUAAAUCACAACACUAAGGAAAAACAGCUCCCACUUCCCCUCUGAUUUACCUUCCUCGUCAAUCUGCAUCCACAGAUCACCAUGAUCACCACCACUUUUAUCCAAUACCCACCUACGACCUACCCUUAUAACCUUCCUAUUCCACUUAUCUAGCUUCCGUUAAGUUUUUAACUAGAGGAGGGGUUCUAUUGUGGGAUAUGAUAAUCAACCUCAACCCUGAUAAAACACAGCCCUUACAACAUAAUAAACGCAAAGUGUUAUUGGGCCGGGACACAGAUUAACACAAGAAGUGAAAGCGAAUACUCAGGAUAAUUUCAUCAUAUAUGGCCCGACAAUUGUGUGAAGACAAAUCCAAGGACAUGGCUUCAUCAACUCAUCAUGGGUUGUUCUACUCAGAUGUGUCAUCCCAUAACCAAACUAUUCAAUCCCAUCUGAUGAACCACAUCCAAGGCUUUGUGACCGAGACCGACCCAGAGAUGUUCAACCUCACCACAGGCAUGGAGAUGAUAGGGUUUUCCAAGAACCUUGAGCAAAACAGUGAAAGCAACGGUGUCAUGUGGAAAAGUUUCUUCUGCAAACCAGGUCAACACGCGGGUCCUUCCUCUUCCAAAACGAUGAACGAGUCUUGUAGCAAUUUUUAUAACCACCAGCAUGAUCAUAAGUAUAAUAAGCAAGACUUCACAUCAGGGAUUAAUUCUGAGACAAGUACCGAUAACUUAGUUGUCGGUGGUGCCCAUGAUUCUGCCCCGUGGCAAGAGAACAGGCUAAUGGUUGAUGAUUCUUCUUUAAGGUGCGUGUUCCCUUGUGAAGGUAACGAAAGGCCGAGUCAAGGCCUUUCACUCUCUCUUAGUUCAACCAAUCCUUCAGGUAUUGGCUUGCAAUCUUUUGAGCUAAGACAAACAACAAGCCAUCAUCAUCAUCAGCAGCAUCUUUCUGAUUUUGUUUCAAGAGAGGGUUUUUUUGGAAAGCCAGUCAAUGCUCAACAACAACAAGAAAUGUUGCAAGAUGGGUAUUUGAGUCCUAACAAAGCUGCGAAUAUUUAUCAGCAGGGACAUUUUCUAAUCAAGAACUCCAAGUUCUUGGUGCCUUCACAGGUCCUUCUGAACGAGUUUUGUAGCCUAGGGACAAAGGAAAAUGAUGUGCCAAAGCAAAAGAACAAGCAGUGGGAAGAAGGUAAUAAUAACGGUGGUGGUUCCUCCAAGAACCAUUCUCUUAGCUCUCUAGAGUUUGUGGAAUUGCAGAAGAGAAAGACAAGGCUGCUCGCGAUGCUGGAAGAGGUUGAUAGAAGAUACAAACACUACCGUGACCAAAUGAAGGCAGUGAUGUCCUCCUUUGAAGCAGUGGCGGGUAAUGGUGCAGCCACUGUUUACUCGGCUUUGGCUUUGAAAGCCAUGUCAAGGCAUUUUAGGUGUUUGAAGGAUGGAAUUAUGGAUCAAAUUCGAGCCACAAGAAAAGGCAUGGGAGAGAAAGAACUCGCUGCAGUACCCGGCACAACAAGGGGCGAAACACCUAGGCUUAAAAUCAUUGACCAAUCACUGAGACAACAAAGGGCCUUUCAGCAAAUUAGCAUCAUGGAAACUCAUCCUUGGAGACCCCAACGUGGCCUUCCCGAACGAUCCGUUUCAGUUCUUCGAGCUUGGCUUUUCGAGCACUUUCUGCAUCCGUACCCAAGCGAUGUUGAUAAACAUAUCCUAGCCCGCCAAACCGGUCUCUCCAAAAGUCAGGUUUCGAAUUGGUUUAUUAACGCGAGGGUGAGGCUAUGGAAGCCAAUGGUGGAGGAAAUGUAUUUGGAAGAAGAGAAGGAGCAUCAAAACGACGUAGCAUCGUCGGAGGGAGGAGGCAUCAAUAUUCUCGGGGAUCAGAAGCCAACACAGGCUCGACUCGUUCGAAUUGACUCAGAGUGCAUGUCGUCUAUCGUCAACAACCCAGAUGACAAAAACGACACAAAGAGCGGCAAAACCAUCCAAAACGACAACCAAAUGGACGCAUUCGGGUCGGUGGAGCUUGACUUUUGGUCCUACACGCACCAGUACUCCUCCGGACACAGUGGCGGCGUGUCGUUGACGCUGGGGUUACAGCAGCACGGUGAAAGCGGGGUGAGUUUAGCAUUCCCGCCAGCGGCAACACAGAGCUCCAUGUUUUACCCACGGGAUCAGAUUGAAGAUUGCCAAACAGUUCAGUACUCUCUUGUGGAUGGCAAAGGACAAAACAUGCCUUAUAGGAAUCUCAUGGGGACACACUUGCUUCAUGAUCAUUUGGUAUGAUAAUAUAUAUAGAAUCAAAUAAAAAUAGUCUCAAUUCAAUAUCAUGGAGGACGUGGAUUUAGGUGUCACGUAAGUAAGUACAUACAUUAUGGUAGUCAACUUAAUUAAAGUAGAAAGUUUUGUUUUGUUUUUAAUUAAUCAGCACAUAUAUAUAGUACAUAGUUAUAUAUAUAUAUAUAUAUAUAUAUUAAUGCUUCCAUAUAGAAAUUUUAGCUACACUUAAAUUGGUAGACCUUCUUUUUAUGAAGCUAGCUACAUGAUCUGUUUUGUUUAUGGGGGUUAAGUUUCCAUUUACUGCUGAAACAUCCGCUCAAGUGGAAAAUAAAUAAAUUCUUUUUUUGGGAUAA
This is a messenger RNA of Glycine soja, 2784 nucleotides long. RefSeq names its product homeobox protein BEL1 homolog. Bases 497 to 2437 code for a protein of 646 amino acids. Gene Ontology annotation, biological process: regulation of transcription by RNA polymerase II. The transcript is spliced from 5 exons. Gene Ontology annotation, molecular function: RNA polymerase II cis-regulatory region sequence-specific DNA binding; DNA-binding transcription factor activity, RNA polymerase II-specific. Lineage: Eukaryota; Viridiplantae; Streptophyta; Magnoliopsida; Fabales; Fabaceae. The record is from RefSeq and is a predicted model, not a curated record.